Molecule: messenger RNA, 330 nt
Organism: Cariama cristata (Red-legged seriema)
Lineage: Eukaryota; Metazoa; Chordata; Aves; Cariamiformes; Cariamidae
Gene: NICN1
Product: nicolin 1
Exons: 4
Cellular component (GO): nucleoplasm
Source: RefSeq, a predicted model, not a curated record
AUGCUGUGUGACAUGGACCAGGUGACGGCGAUGCGGUUCAUCCUCCGGCAGCCCUCCCCAGUCUGGCUCCACUUCACCAUCGAGGAGCUGCAGAUUUUCCCCCCCGGACAGAAGAGCCCCCAGGAUUUUCCCUCCUGGCUCUCCCAGCUGACCCCUCCGGAGUAUCCAGCUAGCCUGCACGGGGAACUCCCUGACCCGGAGAAGGUGUCAACAGAGGUCCAGCAAAUGUGGGUGCUGACGGAGGUGAUCCGGGCUCGCCAGGCAGCUGCCCGCAUCGGGCGCUUUGACGUGGAUGGCUGUUACGAUAUCAACCUGCUUUCCUACACGUGA